Sporisorium graminicola is the source of this 1641-nucleotide messenger RNA. RefSeq lists its product as uncharacterized. The coding region runs from base 1 to 1641 and encodes 546 amino acids. Lineage: Eukaryota; Fungi; Basidiomycota; Ustilaginomycetes; Ustilaginales; Ustilaginaceae. The record is from RefSeq and is a predicted model, not a curated record. The transcript has a single exon.
AUGGGCAACAUCAGCUCGCGCCAGGCCACCAACCUGAUCGACGGCUUCGUGCUACGCAUCGCACGCACCGUUGACGCCGUGCUGCGCACCAUUAACCGCAAGCUCUCGCUCUUGUCCUCGUACGUCUUCUCGCGUGUGUUCGGGUACGACGUGGUGAUUUCCGACACCCACACCCCGCUUGGCGGUAACCACGCUCUCUCGCGUCAAGACUCUAUCGUUUGCGGUCCCGGCAACGUCUGCAUCGUGCCCGCAAGCCGCGUCCAGCAGCGCCAGCUCGAGAAGAAGCGACGCAGCGAGCGGCGCAAGCGCGCAGAAGCCGCCGCGCUCGGCGAGAAGCUGUUGCACAAGCAUCAUGGGUAUCGCAAGGUGGAAGGGGCGACACCGCCGAGCAGUCCCGUCAGCGAGGCGGAGCGCGAGCGCGAGCGGGUGAUGCAGAGCUUGGGCAGAGUAGCGACGGCUCCCGCGCCAAGACCCGAGGCAGAGCGCGAGACGGUGGGCGAGAGGGAGAGGGGAAAGUUGUGGGUGAUGGGCAAUGUGCAGCCUACUGUGCAUGCGAGGGGGCAGAAGGUGAGCCCGCCCGCGUCGCCGGCUUCUGCGACGGGUGUUGGCGAGAAGAUGAUCGACCAGCAUGUUUUACGGAGGAUGCACGAUCAGCGGAGUAGCUUGACGGCUGAAGCGGUGGUGAUCAAGCGACGCAUCCAGCCGAGGAAGUCGUCGAAGCAUGCGCAGAAGCUCGUCCGUGCCACGCAGCAGAGCAAUGCCGCCACCGCUGCCCCCGGCGGUGAUGCGAUCCAACCGGUGGUGGAAGCAGAUGAGACAGCUGCAGACAGAACAGCGGCCGAUGGUGUACAUGCGGUGUCGCGCAAAGAGGUGGCGCUGCAUGCUCCUCGGCCACGAGUCUUGCCACCGGGCGCACUCUCUCUCGGGCCUUCAGCCUGGGAGCCUGCCUUCCGCCACCCGUUCAGCGCGGACCACGAACGUGUACCCACCACAAACCCCAGACACCUACCACACUCGCGACCCAAGCUAUCGCUCGAUACGCACCUCGAAGCCUCCCCGCUCCCCAGCGCUUCGACCGCGGCGUUCCUCGCCUCGCCCACCAGCGACGACCCGCCCACCUUCGCCGCGCCUGCCCCGCCGCUCUCGCGGCCGCCGUCAGCAGCCUCGCACCACACGCGCUCGCGCACCCCGGCCAGUGUGGCGCGCAAAUCGAUCGACGCCAUCUCGCUGCGCUCCUCGUUCGACGCCUCGCCCUCUUCGCCCGCUGCCGCCGCAAUCGACGUCAAGAUGCUCGCAACGCAGGCGGUCAAGGAGGAAAAGGGACGCAAGGUCUGGAAGGACCAGGUGAACAAGGCGGCAAUGCAGCGCUGUCUGUUGCAGCAGAACCAUGCGCUUCCGUUGACCGCAGCGGGAGCAGGAGCAGGCGGCAGGCGGUUUAGUACCGCGACGCUAGCCGCGGAUCGUGCGCUGACGCGCGUCAGGACGCAGGAGGGCGACGCGAGGGCACCGGUGCUCCACCAGGGCAGGAGGGGGUCCAGCCCGGCGCUGAAUGCAGGCUUUGCGGGAGUAGGAGGUAUGACGAGUGGCAGAUCGACGCCAAUCCUGCGUGCCGAGUCGCCGCUUCAUUCUGUAGCACGUUGA